Messenger RNA from Phacochoerus africanus (Common warthog), 3401 nucleotides. RefSeq lists its product as uncharacterized. Lineage: Eukaryota; Metazoa; Chordata; Mammalia; Artiodactyla; Suidae. The coding region runs from base 2267 to 2986 and encodes 239 amino acids. The record is from RefSeq and is a predicted model, not a curated record. The transcript is spliced from 2 exons.
GUCCCUGGAGAGCCUGGAUGGUGGCGGUACCUCCAGGCCCCCACCCGCCCCUAGCACGGGGAGCAGCUGUGAGCCAUGAGCAAUGUUUUCCACCCGAAGUUAACUGCAGUUUUCCGUGCGAGAUGCCCGCCCAGAAGUGGGCUCCUCCCCAAAUGUGGGUGUCGGGAGGAGAACACCAGAGGCUUCUGGAAUCCCUCUGAGGCAGCCUCUGAAGCUGUUCCAACAGAGAAACAGCCCUAAAAGAGCAUCUGUUCUGACAAAAUCAAAGAAUGGAUAGAGAGAAAACGGGAAAGGACCCAGGGAGGGAGAAGCGGGGAGCAGUCAGAGGGCUGGGAGGAAGGAAGAGAAGAGGGGGCAUCUCCACACACAGAUUGGCAGCACUAAACUCUGCUCACAAGCCCAUCCUGUGACCGCCUUGCAGUGCGAGCGCCCGAGGGGCCUGCAAGUGCUAAACGGCCCGUCUGUCUGUGGGCAGCGCUGUGGCUCUUCUGAUGGCUCACCCCCAGGGCCAGGCGGGGCGCAGGGCCCCAGGCUGUCUUCACCCACUCCCAUCCACCAGCAGGCUGCCUGCUAGAAAGCUCCAACAGCCCCUCUCUCCCCAGGGCGAUGUGGUGAACGGGUGAGGGGCCUGCUGGCGGGUCCUCCCCUCCGAAAGGCUGGGCAGGAGCUGGGCGGCCCCAUCUCCAGACCUGGUGAACGGCUCUUGCGUGACGUGCAGGCCUCUGGCCGCCUCUUCCACACGCCACACUGAAAGGACCCUGCCAAGAUCUGGCCGAGCUUAGAGGGGACCAGGACAAGAGGUGAGUGUGGGGCAGGAGGCACCUGCCUGGACCACACCGAGGGACACGGGGACGCCAGAGGCGGGCCGUUAAGUGGGAGCUGCCCAUUCUGAGGAGACGUUAAACACAAAAAUAAGAUCAGCAGCCAGUAGACUUCUGGUUACCCAGGCUGGGGAUCAAGUGGCAGCCCGCCCAUGGUUGCAGGGCCCGUCACUAAGCACAACUGGGGGGAAUCUUCCCCCUCAUUUCAUCUUGCUUCAAGGGCACUAUGCGUGGGCCUUAGUUAAAGCUGCUUCUGGGAGUUCCCUGGUGGCCUAGCAGUUAAGGAUCUGGUGUCUCGUCACUGCUGUGGCACGGGUUUGAUCUCUGGACCGGAAACUUCCAUAUGCUGUGACCAUGGCCAAAAAUAACUCCAAAAGCUGCUUCUAAGAAAAAUCCUAAAAUCUUAGCAUGACAGAAAAUGCAAACAGAACAAGACCUCAGAGCCCACAGAGCCCACAGAGCCUACAGCCCUCAUGUUAGGGGCUUGCCCACAAGGAGCCCGGCAUGGCCUUCUGACCAACUCUCUCUCUCUUUUUUUCUGUUUUUGGCUGCCUGAUCAACUCUUGCCUGCGAGCAGGCACCCUCUGUCACACUGCCACCUGCUUGGUCAACUUCCCUGAUGAACGGGGCAGACCUCGGUGUCAGAGCUGGGAUGCUCUCGUGAGGACCAGUGGCCUGGGCGGACACAAGCCCUGGCAGACCUCGCAAGGAAUUCACUUGGGAAUGGAAACAUGAGGGACCUGGGGAAGCCCCACAGCGACACGGACACGGAUGGCAUGGGCACAGUCUCCGAGGACAGCCGCCGACCAUCCUUCCCAUCGGACUGCACCUGCCAUCGGAUCCAGCUGAAUCUGGGUGGCCCUGUGAUGACUCUGCCCAACAGGAGGCAGUGACUGUCCAAGCCUGGCCCUUUAGAGGUCUGGAAGAUUCUGCUUUGCUCUCUUGGAACCAACCCAGACACCCUGCUGCAGAGAUGUUCAGGCACUCCUGCGGGGCAGAGAGGACACACGGAGGGGCCCUGGAGGAGACGUCACUGUGCCCAGGCCACGCGAGGAAGAGCUGAGAGACCCCAGCCGAUAGCACCGAGGCUUCAGCCCAGGCACCGGCUCAAAGCUGGCCCGUGAAUGACCUCAACACCUCGUGGAACAAAAACAACUGCCUGGUCCACCCACAAAAUGGGGAGAAAGAAUAAACUGCUGAUGGUCGAAGCCACGAAGUUUUGUGGUAGCUUCCUUCAGCCAGAGAUACAGACGGUAAACCGUAAAGAAAAGGGAAUAUUAGCAACAACCACCACCUCAGGAUAACGUUUUCUCUGGAUACAGAAGGCAGCACAAUCAGGGGCUUCGAAGACCGAGGCGUGCUCUGUUUCUUUAUUCAGACACACACAAGAUCUACUAUUUAAACACAUGCUUUUCCUAUAUUUUAAUAUGUGAACUUUUUUCAAAAUGAGCAAAAUCUGUAAUAGGAAGAAAGUGAGGUACAGGUGCCACACUCAAUCCAGGCAGAGAAAGAGUCGCUUUCAACUGUGCUCCUGGCACCAUCACCGGCACUGUCCUGAGGAGCAGAAAGAGCCACAGAGGCUGACUGGAGUGGGACUGGGGGAAGGGGGGCUGCUGCAAAAACAACGCAAUCCCUCUCAAUUUGCCUUUCGGUUCCAAAACACCCACAAAGAGACCACCGACGUGAGAAAGGGUUCUCCUUGGAUUGUGAAAUCCACUCUGAUCAGUUCAACAAAACCUGAAUCCCAGUCCCCUCCAGCAACAACAAAAUGGCAUUUACGGAGUGUCUUCGACAUGCCAAGUGGCACGGUGCCAGGCGUGGGACAGCCCAAUCUCCUGCCAACCAAGGGCACAGCUGUACCGGGCACCAAGUCCGACACUGCUGCCUCUAAGACUCAGGGACUUGAGAGGCAGUUCAGCACCACGGAGGCAGCAGAACCUCUGGGGCCAAGUCCGGAAGGGCCCAUAUCCAGGUCCCGCCACCUACCACACCCGCAGGUGACCUCCAGCAAAGUUCCUCUUUGGCAGAAUGGGGCUGCCAGGACUGCUGCCCAUGUUCGUUACAGGAUUAAGCUAGUAUCCAAGCACCCAAGACAGAUACAGCUUCGACCAGGAAAAAGACCAGGAAAAGGCCCUGCAAACUGCAAUGCUUCCACUCAACAGUAACUGGAAGACAAGCCUCAUAUGUGACAGCAAAAGCUACCUUCUGUCUACAAAGAACACGACGACUGUGGAGGAGUAACGAGGCUUCCACUGAGAAAAAACAGACCGUGGCAAUUUCAAAGGAUGGAUUAGCUGCCCCAUGGAACUAAGAUCAAGAAUCCAAACCAAAAGAAAAAAGUAGGUUGAAUACUAAUUAUUUGGAACUGGAUUAUGUGGACUUCAAUGCAGCACGUGCUAUUCACGUGACUGACUUCUUCUAGGUUUGUUUCCUCAUUAGGAUUAGUGACUGCCAAGGGCCCUUCUACCACUAAGAUUUGAUAAAUGUUGAGUAAAUGAUUUCAUUAAUAAGACUGCCAGAUUACAAAUGCAUAUAUUUGAAGUAUAACAGAUACCCUGUGAAUGACAAUAAAGUGAGAUA